UUGAGAAUUCUUGGCACCGUCUCGCUCAGUGAACAGGCAGCCGACCGUCGGCCAACGGCUGUUUCCACAGUGUCUGGAGGAUUAUUUUAACGGAGCUGGAAUUGAGCGGAAACGCCAGAGCAGCGAAAAGUGAAAUACCGGGCCUCGUCUGCCUGCACGGUGACGUCAGACCUCACCACGAGCUUCACCUGCACAGCUGAGGGCAGAAAAGAUCUGCAUCAGACAUAGUCCAAGAAGAAGAAGAGGAGGAGGAGGAGGAUCUGCCUGGAUCCAGACUCGAUGGACCAGUGAAGUCUUUCCCAUCCUGCCCGUUAAAAGCAAUGUUUUGGGAGCUGGAGGUCGUAACACCAUCAGCAGAGUGGUGUGGGGCCCCUCCGCUCCCUCUUCCCCAGCACUCCUCCCAAUAUGGGAUGCCAGCCCCCUGUCCCCCUGCCCUGAGCUCUCCUGGGGAGCCAUGAAUAGUUACAGAGACAGAGGGGUAACUUGCACCUCCUCGGACCUUCUCGAUGGAGGAGGAGGAGGGUUGCCUCAGCACACUCCAUUUCGUCACACCCCCAAUGGGCACCCGGCGCCUGGCCCCUCUGACCCGGCCAUGCAACCACGAAUCUCUGUGCCCAAAAUGGGUGUCCGGGCACGGAUUGCAGAAUGGCCUCCACGUCGUGCUCAGUCCCGGGAGUCACUGCUUGAGAAUGGGCAGAUUGGCAGCAAUCACUACGGCGACGACAGUUCAAUUUCAUCAUCAGUUCUGUCAUCUGAUGUGAGGUUGGUGCGGGGAGGAGUUGCCAGGUUGCCCCGACGGAGAUCCAAGGAUGUCGAGUUCAGAGGAGGAGAGCUUGGUGGUGAAAGAAGUUCUCCUUUCAGCCUCAGAGUGUUCCCACCUUUAAGACAGCGCUCCAACAGCGAAGUGACGCUGAGCGAACAAGAUGAAAAUGAGGUGGAGACCCGCGGAGAUGGUGGAUUGGGGAACCGGUUCAGAGAGUACGGCAGCACCUCAUCCAUCGACAUCCAAGGCAUUCCUGAUCAGAGCUUCUUUGACAUGAUCAGCCAGUUCCGCCAGGAGAGGCCUGACCAGCGGAGCUCGGCACCCAUACACCUUGGCGAGCUGCUGCGUGCUCCAGUCACCCCAACUGGACCUCUCCCCUCUGCUCCCUCACCUGGUCCCACAGAAGACAGAGAUACCGGAAGGAAAGAUGGCACUGAGAGAGUGAGGAAGAAAAGUGGAGGGACAGAGUCAUCGUUGGGCACCUCCUCUUUGUUUCGGAAACUUCGGAGCUCCAAUAGAGGAGAGCUGGAUGGAGGGAAAGGAGAGACUGUUGAGGAUAGGGGAGGGCGGGGUGCCAUGAAUGCCUCCUACAAAUCAUGGGUGUGUACCAAGAGCUUUGUCCACUUUGACGUUCAGAGCAUCCUGUUUGAUCUCCACGAGGCAGCAGCUCAACGUGGCUUUGUUACUCAGAGGAGGAACACAGCCACAGGGGCAUCAGCCGCUUCAGUGUCCCUGUCCAUCUCCAGAUCCUCAGCAAGUGUGAAUGAUCCCAUUUACUCCAGCAUCGAGGAUCUGACUCUGAGCCUCGAGCAGGGCUCCACAACACCCUCCCUGGGUGUGGACCCUCUGGAUGGUGCUGGAGCUCAGAGCUCGAGCCCACUACUCCUCUCCUGCCCACACUUCCUCAAUGAAACCGGGGGCCACGGAGAGCGCAACAUCAGCUUCCUCAGCUCAUCAUUAGAACGAGGAGGAGAUGGAGCAGGUGGAGGAGAUGGAGGGAGGGGGUGGCUGAGGAGGAGUAACGCCAGCGUAUCAGUGGUGGAGAUCCCCAUUGAAGAGCAGGCUACAAGACUGGAAAGAAUGAAACUGUACAGCAUAGAGCAUGUAGACCUGGGAGCCAGGUACUACAGAGACUACUUCCAUGGAAAAGAGCACUCAAACUACUUUGGGACAGACGAUAGUGGGCCUGUGGCCUUGAGCAUCCGCAAGAGAAGCUGGAAGACACAAAAACCGAAAGUACCACACCAGUACCGCCUCAUCCUCAGGACGAGACGAGGUAUGCAGCUGUGUCUGGUGACCCUUCGAGGCUCUGUUUUAGAAGAUGCAGUGGCGUCUACGGGGAAGCACGGCACCGUUCGGGGUCUGCCGCUCAAAGAGGUCCUGGAACAGGUUGUCCCCGAACUCAACAUCUCCUGUCUGAGACUGGCGCUUAGCACAGCCAAAGUCACAGAGCAGCUCCUUAAACUGGAUGAACAGGGGUUAAGUCAGAAGCACAAGGUGGGUGUUCUGCUGUGCCGUGCAGGCCAGAGCACAGAGGAGGAGAUGUACAACACAAGGAGGUGUCACCCCGCCUUCUCUGCCUUCCUGGAGUUGCUCGGGGAGCAGGUGCUUCUCAAAGGAUUCACCAAAUACGCUGCACAGCUCGACACAAAGACUGACUCUACGGGUACCCACUCCCUUUACACCUCCUACCAGGGCUAUGAGAUCAUGUUCCACGUGUCCACCAUGCUGCCGUACAUGCCCAGCAACCCACAGCAGCUCCUGAGAAAGAGGCACAUAGGGAACGUUGUCACCAUAAUCUUUCAGGAGCCAGGAGCGCUGCCUUUCACCCCCCAAAAUAUUCGUUCACACUUCCAGCACGUCUUGUUAUUGUUCGUGUGUCACAACCCCUGCUCUGAAAACACCUGUUAUCAGUGUUGCCGUGACCGAAUGAAGGAUGUGCCCCCCUUUGGACCACCCAUCCCCAGCAGUGUCACCUUCCGGGACCCAGAGACCUUUCGUAACUUCCUUCUAGCCAAAGUCAUCAAUGCAGAAAACGCAGCACACAAGUCAGAGAAGUUCCACACCAUGGCGACACGAAACCGGCAGGAGUACCUGCGUGAUCUGGCUGAGAACUAUGUCAGCAGCACGCCGCUCGACUCAGCCGGUAAAUUAAACAACCUCAUCUCCCUGGCAUCUAAACGUGAGCGCACCAAGGCACGAGAGGGACGGAGCUGGGAGCAGCAGGGGCGGGUCGCCUGGAGAGUCCAAGCCCAGGACUUUAGUGGAGGCGGAGGAGCAGAGCUGCCCUGUUGCCUUGGUGUGUCGGCUGAAUACAUUGUCCUCAUUGACUCUUCCACCAAAGAGGUGGUGUUUAAAUGUUUCUUCUUUCUUCUCGCAGACGUGAUUGUGACACCAGAGCGGCUGACGCUGAAGAUCUUCUACGGCAGAGGAGCCACAAUUGCUGUGCGAGUACCUGAGGGAGGUGCAGACAUCAGGGAGAUGGUGCAGAGGUUAAAGUCAUUGACAGUGGGAUGAACGGUGGAUAUGACACUAAGAGAAACGGACUGGGACAAGCUGGGCUUCCAUGUUCGCUUGGAUGGCACCGUAGCUAGUACCGUGGAAGAGUACGGCUUCGCCUGGCAGCAGGAGGCUGGACUGAGGCAGGGUAGCCGGUUUAGUGGAGAUCUGUAAGUGGCCGCGGUGACACUGACUCAUGCAAUGAUUGACCUGCUGAGGACGUCGUUCACGGAGGUGGUCAUCAUUCCUCCAUAUAAGAGGGCGGGCCUCGCAGUGGGCUGCACAUAGGAGUACGAGAUGAAGACCAUGGAGCAGAAAGCAGAACCUGAGCCUCUGGCAGCAGGAUAUCGACCCUCUCCUCGCCAGAUGCGAUGGGAAAGUUCACCUAUUCCUCAAGGACUCCACCCCUCAAAACAUGCAGCGUGGGCCCCCAUUGGCCCCCCACCUCCUCCACUACGCUUACCCAAGGGCUUGGUGCCAGUUCCCUAUAGAGAGCCCCAGCACCCGAAUGCCCUCAGGCCGGUCAGCUACCCAGAGAACUACUACAGCCUGUCUCCUGCAGGAGGCGACAGGCCCUACAGAAACCCCUCAGCCAUCUUCUCUGCACCCUCCUCCGGUCUGGUCAGCCUCCCCACGAUGGGGCCACCUGGAAUCUCCCCAGGCCCCUUUGUGCGCUACAAACCUCACCCGACAGGUGUAUUUGGAACAGGACAGCGCCCCCUGCUGCUGUAUGAUCCCCACCGUGUCGAUGUCACCUCUAGUGGAGAGUCUUCCUCAGGCUUCACCAGCCAGGAGAGUACCAUGGAGCGCAGCAAAACAGAGCCUCUCUGGCAUGUCCCAGCGUCUCGAGGACCAGGUGGUGGAGGGGGGCAGAGGAGACUGCCCAGACAGGAUGUCCCAGGCAAAGACUCUCCAAACAGACACUCGAAGGGUGAGACUCAGUACUCCAGCCACUCCAGCAGCAACACCCUGUCCAGUAACGCCUCCAGCUGCCACAGCGACGAGCGCUGGUUCGACGGAGGAGCUGGAGGAGAGCGAGGAGGCGUGGGUUGCCUGGGUGAGCCGCUGGCUGAUCCUGACCCCGACCUUCUUAACAAGGGCGGGUCCAACGACAGCGGCAUCGAUGGCUCAACCCACUACGGCAACAGUCGCCACAGUAACAUGUCCAACAACCAGUCUCACAAGGCCAUGCACAGCUCUGCAACCUACAGCGGCAUCCAGGAGCUGUCCGUGGGAAGGAGCAGCGGCGGGGGGGAGGCGAAGAGACGAGAGUCUUCGCCCAUCAUACCAGCUGCGUCCAAUCAGAACAAAGGGUACAGGACGAGGACGUUCCCUCCUCCUGGCUCCAGCGCUGAUAAAAUGGACGCUUUCAAGCCCAGGGCCUACACACCGCAGGGUUACAAAACUCCAGUGGAGAAAGCGCAGCCCGUUCGAGCCUCUACCACAACGCCCACUUCAGCUCAGUUAAGCUCCACCCCUCUCUCCAGCUCCGCCCCCAAGUCCUCUUACGUCAAGAGCACACCGAAUGCCUGGCAGCCAGAAGACUGCAACCCAUCACCUUCAAACUCAACCACGGCGUCGAGCUCUGACAGCAACAACAGCAAGAAGCAGGUGGACACAAAUUCAAAGAACGUGUUUGGACAACCUCGACUGCGAGCGUCACUAAGGGACCUGCGCUCCCCACGACGGACGUAUAAAAGCACCAUCGAAGACGACCUGAAGAAACUGAUCAUCAUGGACAACCCAGGAGAGAUGCCACAGAGAGACCCAUCUCCCAGACGCACCCUGCAGCGCACCUUUUCAGACGAGUCGCUGUGCAGCGGGCGGAGGGACUCCAGCUUCGCCAGCUCUGAGAACCAGGCGGCUCCCACCGACGUGCUCUUCACCUGCACGUUGCCCACACGCAAACACGCCGGCUCCUCCAACCACAUGCAGAGCAAGAAGGUGCCGCUCUCUGCAUCCGAGCUGUCUCUGACCGAAGUGAGAGACAAACUACCCCCUCUGAGGAGGCUCGAUCCUGGCAUGAUGCCCCUCCCCGACACAGCCUGCGGGCUGGAGUGGUCCAGCCUGGUCAACGCUGCUAAGGCCUACGAAGCACAAAGAGCGGUUUCUCUCUUCUCGCUGACUGAGUCGCAGCUUGGAGGUCCAGAUAUGAGACCGGCCAUCAGUCCAGUCCAGUUUCAGACUCCUCAGACACCACGGACCACACCCACAUUAAGCAGCGAUGAGGUGCCCAAUGACCUGUCUGGUCGGCUCUACCACCUGGAAGUGAUGCUAAAGCAGCUGAACAGUGACCUGGAGAAAGAGAAGCAGGAUAAAGUCGUCUUACUCGCUGAGAUGGCCAACUUGAGACAGAACAACCAGCGCCUGCAGGAGGAAAGCCAGACAGCCAGCGAGCAGCUGCGCAAAUUCAGUAUGCUUUUGACCAAUCUCAAGCCAGGAAGCGACCCCGAGGCUCGCUCCUUAGCCGACUCACAGAGGGAGUGACCGACCGCUGAGGAAGAAGAAGAGGAAGAGUGUGAGAUUCAGGCCAGAGGGAGGGCCCAGCUUGAGAAAAAUAUGCUUUCAGUUCCCAUGAUUCCUUGCACUCACGGGGGUGGCAGAGGGGGACACCAUGAUGUCACACUCAGCUUCCACUGGACUGCCUUAAACCAGAAAGAAAAAGAUCUGGAUUUUUGUAAAACCCUUCCAGUAGAGACCCUUCCUCUCUACACUCUCUACACCCUGAGCCUGUUUAUUUUUCUAACUGAAGUGCAAACGUCUGAAUAUUUGUCAUAUGGUGUAAAUAUAUCUGCUACUAUGCCGGAGGAGCGAGCAGGAGAUCCUGACUGUUAUAGAGAACACUUCAUCACCUGGAGAGGCCUAAUACUGUUCCUGCAGCCAAUCAGCCAAAAAAAAAAAAAAAAAA
Molecule: messenger RNA, 6170 nt
Organism: Archocentrus centrarchus (flier cichlid)
Lineage: Eukaryota; Metazoa; Chordata; Actinopteri; Cichliformes; Cichlidae
Gene: sipa1l3
Product: signal-induced proliferation-associated 1 like 3
Biological process (GO): regulation of small GTPase mediated signal transduction; establishment of epithelial cell polarity; epithelial cell morphogenesis
Cellular component (GO): plasma membrane; cytoplasm; Golgi apparatus
Molecular function (GO): GTPase activator activity
Source: RefSeq, a predicted model, not a curated record